ACAUAACGUCAACAUAGGCCGAGUUGGGAGUGAGAAUGUGUUGAUUCAGAAGCUAACAGAAUUGAAGGUUUGAUAACUAUUAAUUUUAAGAUAAUUAACUCUUUCCCAGUGCAUUUUUGGGCAUUUCUAUUCAUCUCUGGAGACUCACAGAAUAUUUUGUUAUAUGAAUAUUUAAAUAGUGAUAUUAAAAGGAAGGUGAGAAACUCCUUUUUCAGCCCCAAAACUGUUAUUAGCCUAUUAUAUCCAAACUUGAAUGUUGGGCAUUUUAAUGAAAAUAUGUAGUUUUCUUAAAAAUCAACUAGAAGAGUAAUGUCACAUGCUUGCAUAAGAAGUCUGCUCAGUCAUUGUAACAAAACCAUAAUGACCUUGUUUUCCUCACAUAGAGGACAACCAUGGCCAGGAAGCAGGACAUGACACAGCAGGAGAGCGAAGAGCUAGAGGAGGAACAGUGGAAAGAAAAAGAGAGGAGGAAGCAGCAGCAGGGCAAGAUAGUGCUGAAGAAGAUAGUGCAGAAGAAACAAGCAUCCCAGAUUCUGACGGCCCAAGUUACCAGGGAGAGAGCAAUAAUGAUCAAGAUAUCCCUGAAUGCUGGACAUCUAACAUGUUUAGAGAGAAGACUAAGCAAUACCCAUGGCUAAUAUGCCAAAACAAAAAACUUGGUUGUCUAACUUGCCAGAAGAUAAAAGCAGUUGGGCCAAAUGUUGGUGGGAGCCAGGUGCAUAUUGCUGACGAGUGGUCUAAAGUUAAAGUGACAGCCUAUGGUGCAACGAGAGCAGCACAGCUGCAGUCUCUUCGGAAGAAGAUACACAAGCAUAGAAUGUCAGACUAUCAUCAAGCAGCUGAGAAAACCAUGGAAACGGCAAAAGAAAAAAGAAUGGAAACGUUGACUUCAGAUAUGCAGAGGGAUCACUUCUUAACUACUGAUCGAGUAUUUCGCACAGUUUACAAGAUUGUGAAAUCCGCAAGGCCUUUCACAGAUCUACCAACUGAUAUUGAUCUGCAAGUCAUGAAUGGACUUGACAUGGGAAGAACUUUACAUUCAGACUAUUCCUGUGCAACAAUCAGCCGACACAUAGGAAGUGAAAUGAGAAAGAGAGUAGUCGGAAAGGUCCUUCAAAGUGGAACAAAAUGUUCUGUUCUGAUAGAUGAAUCUACAACUGACAGUAAAAAAUCAGUUUUGAUCAUUUAUAUUAGAGCAAGCCUGGGGAUGAGUGAAGAGCCACUAACAUUCUUCUUGGAUCUAGUUGAGCUUUCUGCUACCAAUGCAGAUGGAAUUUAUCAAGCUCUGAUGAAUAACCUGUCACAACAUGGCUUCUCUGAAGCUAUUAUGAAGGAGCGCUUUGUUUGCUUUGCUUCAGACGGAGCGUCCGUCAUGCUUGGAAGUAAAUCAAGUGUUGCAACCAAACUUGUUGAAAAGUUUCCCAACGUGAUGGUGUGGCACUGCAUGAACCAUCGUCUUGAGUUGAGUGUUGGAGAUGCUGUUGAGGAAAUUGCAGGGAUGAAUGAUUUCCAGUUUUUCUUCGACAAAAUAUACAGUCUCUAUCAUGCAUCCGCCAAAAACCGCCGCGAGCUCACUGAAUGUUGUGAGGACCUUGCGUUACAGUGUCUGAACAUAGGGAGAAUUCUCAGCACUAGAUGGGUGGCAUCCAGUUAUAGGACCAUUAAAGCUGUAUGGCAACAGUACCCAGCGCUCCACAAGCACUUUUCUGAUGCCUCAGUUGAUCCUAAAAGAAGAUCAACAGAGAGAUGCAUGUUCAGUGGUUUAGCAAAUCGCCUCUCUAAUGCAACCUUUGUCCAUAAUCUUGGAGUCAUGUAUGAUGCUUUAGAAGAGCUGUCUGAAUUCUCGCUCUCCCUUCAAGACAGAAACAUGACGCUCCCCAAGGCCGAAGCAAGUCUCAGUCGGCAGAUCCGCGUGUUAAAGUCAAUGGCAGAGCAACCUGGACCAAGGGCAGAGGAGACUCAGACAGCAGGGGAUUUGAAGCUAUUCAAAGGAGUGCCACUGACAAAUAAUUCAAGGUACAGCAGAGAAAUAAACCACUAACGUUUUUUUCAUGCCUUGGCUGCUAGUAUUGAGACGAGAAUGGGUUGCCUGCCUGGUAAACAGAGAAGCAAGGAAGAAUACCAGAGCUUUCUUAACAACGUCAAAGUGCUGCAGCCGUCUAGCUGGCCAGAUGCGUGUGGAGUUCGUUAUGCUGAAAAGGAAAUACAGGAACUCUGCACCUUUUUCAAGCUUGAUAAUGGCAGACAAAUUCAGAGAGGGAUGAGGGAAUAUAUUGACAUGGUCAGACUCAAAACUGUUGAUGAAAUGAUACCACCAGCACCAGAAGAGCUGAAACCCCUCCUUCAAGCAGUGAACACUCUGGUCAUCUCAACAGCUGAGUGUGAACGUGGGUUUAGUCAGAUGAACAUUUUAACCACAACUAGAAGCUCCCUAGAGGUAAAAAGCAUGUCAGCCUUGCUUUUCAUCAAGUGUGUUGGCCCUCCACUGAACAAAUUCAGACCAGAUGUAUAUGUCAAGACUUGGCUUCAAAGCCAUUGCUUAGCUAACAAUCCGAAAGCAAGAGCCAGAAAAAUUGAGACCAAAAAGCAUGAUUAUGAAAAUCUUUGGAAACUUCUAUGAGAUGGGGGAGAGUGGAGUAGGCAGCCAUUGACAACAUUGGUCCUAUUUUGUAUUAUCUUAUCACUUAAUGCCCUGUUAAAAAAGUAACAUUGGGAAUGUUGACAUAAAAGAUUUGUAUUUGAACUGGAAUAAAA
Trematomus bernacchii (emerald rockcod) is the source of this 2754-nucleotide messenger RNA. RefSeq names its product E3 SUMO-protein ligase KIAA1586-like. NCBI's taxonomy places the organism in Eukaryota, Metazoa, Chordata, Actinopteri, Perciformes, Nototheniidae. The record is from RefSeq and is a predicted model, not a curated record. Bases 602 to 2041 code for a protein of 479 amino acids. The transcript is spliced from 2 exons.